Molecule: messenger RNA, 1709 nt
Organism: Monopterus albus (swamp eel)
Lineage: Eukaryota; Metazoa; Chordata; Actinopteri; Synbranchiformes; Synbranchidae
Product: eukaryotic translation initiation factor 5B
Exons: 4
Coding region: 336-965 (209 amino acids)
Source: RefSeq, a predicted model, not a curated record
UGUAACAGGUAACAGGGCCAACCUGUCUUUGAAAACCAGGAAGUGGGCGUUUCCACUGGCAGGUCCGGGUAAUGCUGCGCGCUCUGGCGCAACACAGAAGAAUGGGUUUCCAGUACAAGCGCGUAGGUGAGCCAUUCCAUAUGCCUGAUUGGUUUAAAUUAGGGAAACGCAGAGAGAUGUAGUCAAGCCGAAGACGGGCCGUCUCCGAACCUCGCAUUAAAGUUAAAGAAGCUGUGCUUUGAGACCUACAGGAAAGGUUUUAGGCUUUUCAUCAUUAAGCGGAAACACCUCAAACGCAAAAAGACGGUGUAGUCUACAACUAUAGUUUUCUAAAAAUGAAGGCGCAAUUUAUAGUACCUCUGACAGUAUUGUUGUCUGUCGGUUUGCUGGGGAUCAUGAAAUUACGGAAAAAGGAGGAAGAAAUAGAAGAGAGACGGAAUAAGUUUCUGGACAUCAAGCUACGGGUGUCCCACGACGUGCAGAAAGGGUAUGAGGGCGAGAAGACAGAUGCGCAGAAUAUUGUGGACAAGGCCCAAGCUACCAUCAAAGCGCUGGAGGAUGAAAUGCCCAAACUCCAAGGGAAAGCGGAUGAGAUGAAGGGUCAAGCGGACACCUGCCUGGGAGAGCAGAAAUCUGUAAAAGACCAGCUGGCAACAGCAGAGGCAGAACUUAGUAAAUUAAAAGGUGAAACCGAUAAGGAGGCUGCCAGCUGGAAAACAGAAUUGGAAACAUUGAAUCAGCAAAUGGCAGCUCAGAGUGCAGCAUGUAAAUAUUUGAAAAAAGGAUCACAAGAAGGAAGCAAGUUGUGUGGCAUUGAAGUGAAGGCGGAGGCCCCUAAACAAGAGGAGCCAAAGGCGGAGGCCCCUAAAAAAGAGGAGCCAAAGGCGGAGGCCCCUAAAAAAGAGGAGCCAAAGGCGGAGGCCCCUAAACAAGAGGAGCCAAAGCCAGAGGCUCCUAAACAAUAGGGGCCAAAGACAGAGGCCCCUAAAUAAGAGAAGCCUGAAGCAGGGGCCCCUAAGAAGAGAUGAGAUAUCAGAAUAUCUGUUUUUAACUCCUUCAUUUGUUAAAGAUGUACAGUUUUUGUGCACUGCACAUAUUGCAACCAUAUUUUAGCUUGUAGCUUCACUGGGUCACUUGUGGUACAGGGAAAGCGUUUAAAAUUGGACUACUCACUAUUUGGGUUGUGAAUGAAUAUUCCCUUCCAAUCUAUUUAUUUUUGUGCAACAAAAUUAAGAAGAAUUUGGGUUUGUUUGUGUGUAUGUGUAAAAUACUUGGUAAUAAACAGGUGCUGUCAUAGUGCAAUGUUUUGUCCUAGCUAGGAUAAAGAGUGUGUGAUAUCUGGAAUACAACAUGGGGAAUGUGAGAGAUUGUUGACUAAUGGAAUGAUGGUGAGGGGACUUUGCAGGUUCCUGGUGUAAAUACACCAGAAGGAGAUGAUCCUUCCAUGUUCUCCUGUGCGGCUUCACAACUCUGUCUGUCGUGACUCUAGAUGGAUUUAUGGCACAAAGAAAAUGCACACACAGCUGUGAACAAGCUUUACUGCAAUAUAUUGUCAAAAAUGUACUAACUUUUGAAUAACUUUUAUUUUAAAAAAUCUCUUCCAUUAAAAUAAAUUGUUACUGAUAAUUCAACACGAACAUGCAUCUUUCCUACAUUUGACCAACUCUGUUUUUGAUUAUCUAAAACAAUAGAGGGUGAUUACUUUUGAC